GUCACGUCACCCAUAACAUCCAACAUGGCGGCCACGUCCGCCCGGGAGAAGCAGACCGCUGCUCUGAAGCGGAUGCUGAACUUCAACGCUCCUCCUCUGAACAACUCUCUGUCAGAGCCAGUAUGGAAGGUGCUGAUCUACGACCGGUGUGGGCAGGACAUAAUCUCUCCUCUGCUGUCCAUCAAAGAGUUGCGGGACAUGGGCAUCACCCUACACCUUUUGCUUCACUCAGACAGAGACCCCAUUCCAGACGUUCCAGCCAUUUACUUUGUGAUGCCGACAGAGGAGAACAUCGACCGCAUCUGCCAGGACCUCCGUAACCAACUGUACGAGACCUACUUCCUCAACUUUAUCUCCGCCAUCAGCCGCAGUAAACUGGAGGAUAUCGCCAGUGCCGCUCUGUCUGCGAACGCCGUCACGCAAGUCAACAAGGUUUACGACCAGUAUCUGAACUUCAUCACUUUAGAGGACGACAUGUUUAUUUUGUGUCACCAAAACAAGGAGCUCAUUUCGUAUCACGCCAUAAACCGACCAGACCUGCAAGACACAGACAUGGAAGCCAUCAUGGACACUAUAGUGGACAGUCUUUUCUGCUUUUUUGUCACUUUAGGUGCAGUCCCGAUAAUCCGCUGUCCUAGAGGAAAUGCAGCAGAGAUGGUGGCUGUGAAGCUGGACAAAAAGCUUCGUGAAAACCUCAGAGAUGCAAGAAACAGCCUCUUCACUGCAGACAACAUGACAGCAGGACAAUUCAGUUUCCAGAGGCCGCUGUUCGUGCUGGUCGACCGUAACCUGGACAUGGCCACGCCCCUUCACCACACGUGGACCUAUCAGGCACUGGUGCACGAUGUCCUGGACUUCCAUCUGAACCGUGUGGUGCUGGAGGAGAGCUCUGGACCUGAGCCUAGUCCCUCAGGAGCCCGACCCAAAAAGAAAAACCGCAAAACCUAUGACCUCACAGCAGCCGACAAGUUCUGGCAGAAACACAAGGGAAGUCCGUUCCCAGAGGUGGCAGAGGCGGUGCAGGAGGAGCUGGACACAUACAGAGCUCAGGAGGACGAGGUCAAACGCCUCAAAAGCAUCAUGGGUCUGGAGGGAGAGGACGAAGGAGCCAUCAGCAUGUUAUCGGACAACACGGCCAAACUCACCUCCGCUGUCAGCUCUCUCCCGGAGCUUUUGGAGAAGAAGCGACUGAUCGACCUCCACACAAAUGUGGCCACAGCUGUCCUUGACCACAUCAAGAGUCGUAAGCUGGACGUGUACUUUGAGUACGAGGAGAAGCUGAUGAGUAAAUCAACUCUGGACAAGUCUCUGCUGGACAUCAUCAGUGACCCUGACGCUGGAACACCUGAAGAUAAGAUGCGUCUGUUCCUGAUCUUCUUCAUCACAGCUCCUCAGCCUCCCACAGAGACUGACCUGGAGCAGUAUAAGAAGGCCCUGUUGGAUGCGGGCUGUGACCUUUCACCCCUGAACUACAUCAAACAGUGGAAGGCUUUUGCUAAGAUGGCCUCUCCAGCGAACUAUGGCAACAGUGGAGUAAAACCAAUGGGAUUAUUUUCUCGAGUGAUGAACACUGGCUCUCAGUUUGUGAUGGAGGGAGUCAAAAACCUGGUCCUAAAACAACACAAUUUGCCUGUGACUCGGACUUUGGAUAAUCUGAUGGAGAUGAAGUCCCACCCGGAAACCGAUGACUACAGAUACUUUGACCCAAAGAUGCUCCGUGGCAGUGAGAGCUCCAUCCCACGGAACAAGAACCCCUUUCAAGAGGCCAUUGUGUUUGUGGUGGGAGGAGGCAACUACAUCGAGUAUCAGAACCUGGUGGACUACGCCAAGUCCAAACAGGGCCGGAGGCUGGUGUACGGCUGCAGUGAGCUCUUCAAUGCUGCUCAGUUCAUCAAACAGCUCGCUCAGCUUGGACAGAAGUGACACACCCGCACGUGCACACCUCCACGUGAAUACCCCCUGACCUCGUGUGCACACCCCUGACUUCACGUGAACGCCCUCGACCCACGUGCACGCCCCCUCCCCCCCUCUGUUUUUUAAUCAUUCUAAUGUAAAUGGACUAAAACUUGUCUCUGUCUUCAAUAAACCAAAUUUAACCUGUUUA
This is a messenger RNA of Periophthalmus magnuspinnatus, 2104 nucleotides long. It is a transcript of the gene scfd1, whose product is annotated as sec1 family domain containing 1. Bases 25 to 1923 code for a protein of 632 amino acids. Lineage: Eukaryota; Metazoa; Chordata; Actinopteri; Gobiiformes; Gobiidae. The transcript has 25 exons. The record is from RefSeq and is a predicted model, not a curated record. Gene Ontology annotation, biological process: intracellular protein transport; endoplasmic reticulum to Golgi vesicle-mediated transport. Gene Ontology annotation, molecular function: syntaxin binding. Gene Ontology annotation, cellular component: cytosol; Golgi membrane.